Messenger RNA from Plutella xylostella (diamondback moth), 1095 nucleotides. NCBI's taxonomy places the organism in Eukaryota, Metazoa, Arthropoda, Insecta, Lepidoptera, Plutellidae. The record is from RefSeq and is a predicted model, not a curated record.
UGCUCGCCAUUAUAGAUAUAUGUAUAAAUCAAGUCUUGCAUGAUGAUAACAGCAAGUAAAGAGCGUUACCAUAGGUGCUAAGUCUAAAAAUAAAAUAAAACCUACAUAAAUUAUCAGUCAAUACUUAACUAACUGAAGAGUUUUUAUUCAUCGUAGGUAGUUAGGUAGGUACUAUAUUUUUUGAAUAAGUAAGUAACAUCAAUAUUUUGACAAAGUAGGUAGAUACUCUAUGUGUUUGAGAGUUGAAUAAGCCAAUAUAAAUAAUAAUAUUAUCUCGACCAAUUUAUCGUAUCUCGAGACAGGAAGAAGUAAUAAAGAUAGCUAGUACUAGAGACAUCCUCUUAGUUUAAAGUGAACGGUCUCGUAAACAUGUUUAUUGUGCUGGUGUUUGUGAUCAUUAUAUACCCUACUGUGUCCAAAACUGAUGAAAUUGCUGCGCUCAUAUUGGCUCGUGGUGGAUCCAAAGGAGUGUAUUUGAAGAACCUGCAAACAGUCGGUGGUGUUUCAUUGUUAGCGCGGACAGUGCACACUGCCAGAGCUGCUGGAUUAGUCGAUGUUACAGUUUCCACUGAUCAUCCGCUCAUUGCACUUGAAGCACUAAAAUGUGGAGCCCAUAUAUUUCACCGCAGUAGAGUAACAUCGUCAAACGUGGCUCCUUCCAUUUGGGGUUCCUUAGAAUUCUUGGACAAGAACCCAGGAGUUCGAACCUUAAUUCUGCUUCAGGCCACAUCACCAUUCACUAGAGCUUCACAAAUACGUCUUGCUGUAGAUGCGAUAAAAACUAACAGAUUUGAUUGUGUCUUCUCUGUAACAAGGACAUUUCAUCUUCGCUGGAAAGAGAAUAAAAAGUUUGUAAGUCCUAUAAACUUUGACUUACAAUUUCGGCCGAGAAGGCAAAGUUGGAGAGGAGAACUAGUUGAAACUGGAGCAUUUUAUGUUGCAAGACGUUCCCUUCUUGAAGCUGGAUAUUUUCAAAAUCAUAAUUGUACUGUUGUUGAAAUGUCCCGUUUGGAAAGUUUGGAGAUCGACUCGUAUUGGGAUCUGAAACUUGCCAAUGUUUUGUGCAACUCCAACUUGGUUUAAAAAGUAAAGUAG